AUUAAAUUGUUGCUUCACCGCCCUCGUUUCGUCCUCGCCCUGAUCUGCCCCCCCUUGUUGAAAUCAAAGCUGCUGGUCGCCAUCGCCACCACCGGUGCUAUAUUGUCCUCUCGCUCUCUGAGAGCCAGUUCAUUACUUUCUUUCAAGGCGCCGUCUAUUGUAUCCGAACCAGCCACACUUCUCAUUGCCCUCAAGUCGACAUGUCUACCACUACGACCACCACCACCACCACCACCACCACCACCGUCACUCGCGAAAAUGUCCUCACCCUGUUUCCUGAAGUUCAUACUCGAUUGAUCGGCGCAGACAUGGAACCGAAUGCCGUACCCUCGGAUCGUGAGUCUUCUACAGCUACCGACGACCUAGCUGGCUACGAUGAGGAACAAAUACGUUUGAUGGAUGAAGUCUGCAUCGUCCUCGACAACGAAGACCAAGUCAUUGGCUCAGCUUCAAAAAAGUCCUGCCAUCUCAUGACCAACAUCAAUCAAGGUCUCCUUCACCGCGCAUUUUCCGUCUUUCUGUUUGACCCCAAGACAAAGAAACUCCUCCUUCAGCAACGAGCGACAGAGAAAAUCACCUUUCCUGAUAUGUGGACCAACACCUGCUGUUCACACCCCCUUGCCCAUCCUUCGGAAACGGGCCUCGGGGACCUACCCAGCAAUGUCGAAGGCGCCAAACGAGCUGCAGUCCGCAAGUUGAACCACGAACUGGGUAUCCCAGCCUCGCAAGUUCCUAUCGGCGAUUUCGAAUUCCUUACCCGCAUCCACUACCUUGCGCCGUCAGACGGCAAGUGGGGAGAGCAUGAGAUCGACUAUAUCCUAUUUGUGGAAGCCGACGUAACGCUGGAGCCCAAUAAGAAUGAGGUCAAAGACACAAAAUGGGUUAGUGCCGAUGAACUGCGGCAAUUAUUCAAAGAUGUCGAGUCCAAGACUGGUGUACACAAAGAUUUGAAGUAUACACCGUGGUUCAGGCUCAUUUGUGAAGGCAUGCUGUUCGACUGGUGGGGGGCACUUGUGCAGGGGAAACUGAGUGAAUUCACAAACGAGUCAGGAAUCAGAAGGAUGUGAGAGCAACGAGGGACAAGUGCACAUAUCAGAAAGGGACCUUGAACGCAUGGCUUCGAAAGUAGGCCAGCCCUUGAGGAUUCUCUGCCAAUACAGGCAAAAUCAACAGUGGCUCACAGGCCCAGACAACAGCCAAACCCUUCUUCAGCGUUGAUACAGAGUAUCCAUCCAGCUAUACCACGAAAGAGUCAGAAGGGCUCACACCUCCGUCGGAAAGAAGCAGGAUUGCCAUUGGGCUGCAGUUGCACAGCCCAUGGAGGAUGGCGGUGGAUGAGUAAACCAAUGGUUUCCCUCGCCUUAGCGCAUGGCUUAGGCUUACUGUACUCAUAUCACCAGCGAUGCUUUUGAGUAGGUCAGUGUGGGCGAGGAAACAAACAUAUUGAACUUGAGGGAUUGGCCUGGGAGGAGUCUAACAAUGUUGUUUGUGCCUUUUAAAUUGGUUGAGUCUCGAACAACCUCACACCAGCACUCCUGUGCCAUUAAAUACAGGAUCAGUCUAUUAGGCGAAUCCCAGAGUAGAAGAGGCAUAUAGUGUUCACAACCAAAUCAAUUCAAC
This is a messenger RNA of Exophiala mesophila, 1620 nucleotides long. RefSeq names its product isopentenyl-diphosphate delta-isomerase. The transcript has a single exon. NCBI's taxonomy places the organism in Eukaryota, Fungi, Ascomycota, Eurotiomycetes, Chaetothyriales, Herpotrichiellaceae. Gene Ontology annotation, biological process: isopentenyl diphosphate biosynthetic process; isoprenoid biosynthetic process. Gene Ontology annotation, cellular component: cytoplasm. The record is from RefSeq and is a predicted model, not a curated record. The coding region runs from base 201 to 1067 and encodes 288 amino acids. Gene Ontology annotation, molecular function: isopentenyl-diphosphate delta-isomerase activity.